This is a messenger RNA of Clonostachys solani, 377 nucleotides long. Lineage: Eukaryota; Fungi; Ascomycota; Sordariomycetes; Hypocreales; Bionectriaceae. The record is from the annotation of a GenBank genome assembly.
AUGCUGAUCUACCACAGGACGGUGCAGCUUACUGGCCGGUGGUAUGUACCGUCAGCUUAGGAGCCAGCCUAUGUCUCAAUCUCUAUCGUAGUAAAGAAGACGGCGCAAUCGAUCCGGAACCUGUCUGGAGAAUAUUGCAGGAGCCGCGUAGUCUUCUCAUAACCACCCGGUCGCUCUACACUGACUACUUGCAUGGGAUUGCCGACAUUGAUGAGGACGUUGCCCUCUCGCCCGAAUCCAUUGUUAAUUGGCCCUUACUCAAAUCCCCAGAUACUUUCGCGGAUGGAAUAAACAUCCGCGAGACACGCACUAGCCUCACAUAUCGGGAUGUGCUGAAGGUGUCCCGCCUUGGACUCAAUCCACUCUUCAAAUCUUGA